Mycena citricolor is the source of this 4063-nucleotide messenger RNA. The record is from the annotation of a GenBank genome assembly. Lineage: Eukaryota; Fungi; Basidiomycota; Agaricomycetes; Agaricales; Mycenaceae.
GCCUGUUACCCUUUUGUCUCGUGCAUCGUUUUCCAAACCUCAGGCUUAUGUAUGGGCGAAAUCAAAGAAACACCUGGUACCCAUGUUGUCUAAAUCCACUCGUUGUCUUGACGAUGGACGACAUGGGUCCCUUGGUUCCAAUACCACCCAUGUCAAUGACUCAAUCAACAUGCAUCGUGUUCUCAAACUCAAGACAAAGGCUUCUAUUGGCAAUCCUCAAAUGUAUCUACGCGCGCGGAAAGCUCUCUUUGUAGCCCAAUGACUCUUCGUGUGCUUGGUAUAUGAUCUCAGAGAGGCGACUCGUCCUGUUUGCCUCACGCCCUCUUCACGACUCUCUACGAACUUUGACGACCGACCCGCCCGUCUGGCACGCAGACGAGAUGCGUCUAUUGCCGCUUGCCCCUGCGCUGACGCUUAGCAUCCUCGCGGUCAACGGCGCACCUGUUCCUGCCACUGAGCGCCCUGCAGUUGGCUCGCCUCGAAGGCUUGAUCCCAUUGAACCGAGGCCUCACAUCGAUGACUACAUGCGUCGCACGUCGGCGGCCUCGCUUCCCCAAGAGACUUCCCCGCCUGCGUCCCCCCUCCAGCCACUAGCACCGAAGGAUGACUUGGAAUACACUGCCUCCAGACCAGAGGACGAAUCUGUUCAGCCCAAGGAACGUGGAUGCCGGUACUUUCUGUGUCUGUAAACACCUGUCAAAGGAGGCUCUAUCUUCUCACGUCGUUACCUAAGCUACUGCUUUCCAGCGACUGAUUUCAAGACUAACUGGACCGGUGGCCUUGAUUGUCUCACAUGCUGUUCCACAUGAUCACUCCGUUCCUCUGCCACAUCUGGCACAGGAUGCCUCUGGACCAUUUCUUGAAUACACAAUCCUCCGUUCCUUUUUUCGUUUCUUCUCGAUCAUCGCAUAGACUCGUAUUCUUUGCACUCAAUACCAACCGCUACUGCUUGAACAGUCUCAAGUCUUGCCUGGCCGAGAGCUCUCUAGGACUGAGUGUGUUUUAGCGUGUUGAUCGUCAUCGUACACUCCAUAGACUCAAUGUCCAGCAAAUAGAUACCAUUUGGCUAGAAACGGGGGGUUCAUCAGACUAGAAUCCGCCGCGGGUUGACAAACAAGCUGCACAAACAAGCUCUCAAACCUGACGCUCACACCAUGUCUCUUAUCAGUGACACAGAUUUCCUGAUACACAACCUGCGUCUGUCCUAUCUACGUAAUGUCGAAGACCCGUAUGGCGCGAGACUGAUCACACUCGCCCCGUCGUACAAUUCCAACUCGUAUAUCAUCGCUGCGUCACUGAAUGAUAUCGACCAAUGGCCAGAACUCGCAAUGCCGAGCAGCCCUCAGCUCAGUGACGACGAACGACCAUCAGGCUUUCCUGGCGCUCGAGGACUCAAGUACACCAACACCAUUAUGGGUGGGCGGACAGGUGGGCUGGGGCUGAGGGUCAACGGGAAGCGUGUCUCGACAUCGAAGAGGGUGUCGGGGACGGGGUUCACUCCACGGUCAAGCACGACUAUGAGCGGAGAAGGGAGUGCACCGCGGAAAUCACUUUCGGAACGGGAGGAAGGCUGGGUCAAGGCGGGUGAUAUCACCGGUGCUAAUGCUGCCCCGGGGAAUGGGUCGCCCGAGGUGAGAGUGCGGAUCCAGGAGCCAAGCGUCAAUGUGGCGGGGGAAGCGCCGGUGGCCAAGGUUGUUCAGUUUAUACCGAAGUUCAAGGGCGCCGCAGAGAUGGAGAGGAGACGGAAGGCGAGGAUGGCUGCACGCAGAGGCGGAGGUCCUGGUGCCGCGGCCCCUGCGCGACCGUUGACGUUCGAUUCAUCCUCAUCAGAAGAGGAAGAGGCAUCUGAGGAGUCAGAAGAUUCGGACUUUGGACCACCAAAGGCGAUUGAUGCACUUGACGAUGGAGAUGAAUUCGAUCCUGACUUUGCCGCAGGGCGGACACCAGGCCUCGCAUCCGACAGUGUCUCCGAUGUCGUAUCCGUCCUGUCUGCCACGACCAACUCCGUUUCUGUGUCAUCGCUGCCAUCUCAAGGCGGGUCAAGCUUAAAUCACAGCAUGCGCAACCGCGCAGCUCGUCUGAGUCCCGUUUCGGAGGGCCCAACGCCCGAUCGCUCCGGCCCGUUCUUCGAAAUGCUGACACCGGUCUCUGGGGCGGGAUCACCGCAGCCUUCGAAGGCCAACGUGCCUACCCGCCCUCCAGCGCGAGCCCACGCAAACAGCAACAGUUCCGCAUCCCUCAACACAUCGGAUAUGAUGUUUGCACGGAAGAAAGUCCUGCCUGUUCGUUCACCCAAGUCCGCAUUGACAGCCAUGCUUGUGGCUGCUGGGGAAAGCACGAAUCCGUUUGCAGAACUGUAUGCCUCAGUGUCAGGUCGUGGAGAAGGAGCGUCGACAAAUGUUCAAGUGUAUUUCCCAUCGGCCAAGGCGCCCCGAGGGGAAGCCAUGGAUCUGAACGUGAGGCGGGACUCGACGGUGGAGGAGGUGAUCGGUUUCGCAUUGUGGACAUAUUGGGAGAAAGGGUGGCUUCCAAAACUCGACAAGGGUAUCGAGAACGACGAGGAGAAGCUUGCGACACGACUUUCCGGUGUGGGCUGGAUUAUGCGUAUCGCAGAAGAAGACGGAGAGGUCGACGAUGAUUUUCCUCCACCCGAUCGAACUGGGAAGAUUGCCAAGUUCAAUGCGGAUGCGUACGCCGUCUUGGAUGCUACUCCAGCACAAGUGCAGCAGAAUCAGCUCAUCGCCAGCCAAAUCCAGCGGCAUCCCUCGCGUGUGACGGCUACCAAGAAGGUAUCAGACAAGCUGCCUGUUCAACAGCAUCUCCCGGUGUCCAGCAGCGCGCUCCCAGGCAGCGGAAUAUUUGGAUCAGCCCUGGGUGGCUCGCUGCCGUUCUCGACUUCACUUGGCCCAACAUCGGGCCAUGGUCCGCAGAUCUUUUUACGAAUCAAAGUUGAAGAUACACGUGAUACGGUGCACAUUGGCACCACUAUACCUGUUUCGGCCGGGUUGUACAUGCAGGAAGUCCUCGAACGAGUCUGCCGCAAGACAAGGCUGGACAAUCCCAGCGAAUAUGCUCUGUUGCUGGCGAAUGAUGAUACAAGAAUACUGAUUCCGCUCGACCGGACCGUGGCUAGUUUGGGUGGAAAACGCGAGCUGGUCUUGAUUCGCCGGACGUUGAUCGACGAUAGUGUCGUGAAGGGGACAGGCAAGACUACUGAUCCAAACGCUUCUAUUCUGAAACGCAUGUCGGACACACCCGAAGUCAAGUACUCGGUCCCUUCUGCGCUUGAUUUCAGCAAUGUCUACAAGCAAUUCACCAUCUAUCGAAAGAUGCCCAUGCUCGUCGCAAAGCAAGAACGUACUCUCGCUUUUGAUGGAUUGUACAUCCAUAUCCUGCCCACCGCCAAUAAGGCAACGAAAGCCGUCUUUGACAGCGGCAAGCAUGUCUCGUACCACAUUCGCAGCAUCGCAGAUUGUCAACAAUCGACCAAGAGCUCAGCCAUCUUCAAGUUGGUCUUGGGCAGAUCAGGUGGCAAGAAGCGAUACGAUUACGAAGCAGAGAGUCCCAAGCAUGCCAGCGAAAUUGUGGCCCAGAUAUGGCAGCUCAAGAACUCCAUGGAUCGUUCAGGGACUCUGAAGGCUUCGAGACGGAGUCGGCAUGUGACAUGAAGUCUGUAUUAUAUGCUACAGACUUGUAUUUCUAGUUGUAUACUCAUUGGAAAUGACUGGGUCUGAAACAUGACAGGUUGUGAUGGUGACAUCGUCUGUAUGGAUCCAACGACACUGUUGAUGGGUUUAUCUCUGUUCUUUGUAAUGCUUACUGGGUUUGUAAAAUCCGACUCACGCUAUUUAGAGAUUUCGGACAGCCUGAAUGUUCUGCGCCUCUGCAGUACUUUUGCCAUGUAGAGCGCAAAUCAGUAGGGUGGAGUUUGUUACGCGCUGGGAACCAGGGAAGGUCCCGGCCUGAGGAUUCAGGGAGGAUCGCAACCAGGCACAUGUUUUAGCUCAUGCAUAUCAGUUACGGCCAAGAUCGUGAAUUCAGGAUUGUCCUCGUUUGAUGCGCA